Cynocephalus volans (Philippine flying lemur) is the source of this 1346-nucleotide messenger RNA. RefSeq names its product phytanoyl-CoA 2-hydroxylase interacting protein like (gene PHYHIPL). Gene Ontology annotation, cellular component: cytoplasm. The transcript has 5 exons. Lineage: Eukaryota; Metazoa; Chordata; Mammalia; Dermoptera; Cynocephalidae. The coding region runs from base 1 to 1131 and encodes 376 amino acids. Gene Ontology annotation, molecular function: protein binding. The record is from RefSeq and is a predicted model, not a curated record.
AUGGAGGUGCCGCGCCUGGAUCAUGCCCUCAACAGCCCCACCAGCCCCUGUGAGGAGGUGAUCAAAAACCUCAGCCUGGAGGCCAUUCAGCUGUGCGACCGGGACGGGAACAAAUCACAGGACAGUGGCAUAGCAGAGAUGGAAGAACUUCCUGUACCACGUAACAUCAAAAUAAACAAUAUUACAUGUGACUCAUUCAAAAUUUCAUGGGAAAUGGAUUCAAAAUCAAAGGACCGUAUUACACACUAUUUCAUUGACCUCAACAAAAAAGAGAACAAGAACUCCAAUAAAUUUAAACACAAGGAUGUUCCAACAAAAUUGGUGGCAAAAGCUGUUCCCUUGCCUAUGACUGUCCGUGGACAUUGGUUUUUGAGCCCAAGAACUGAAUAUACAGUAGCAGUUCAGACUGCCUCAAAACAAGUUGAUGGUGAUUAUGUUGUGUCUGAAUGGAGUGAAAUUAUAGAAUUCUGCACAGCAGACUAUUCAAAAGUUCAUCUAACACAACUGUUGGAGAAGGCCGAAGUCAUUUCAGGACGUAUGCUUAAAUUUUCUGUUUUUUAUCGUAACCAGCACAAAGAAUAUUUUGACUAUAUUCGAGAACAUCAUGGGAAUGCUAUGCAGCCCUCUAUCAAGGAUAACAGUGGUAGCCAUGGCUCUCCUAUCAGUGGAAAAUUAGAAGGCAUCUUCUUCAGCUGCAGCACUGAAUUCAAUACUGGGAAGCCACCCCAGGAUUCACCUUAUGGAAGAUACAGGUUUGAGAUUGCAGCAGAAAAACUUUUUAACCCCAACACUAACUUAUACUUUGGGGACUUCUACUGUAUGUAUACUGCUUAUCAUUAUGUGAUUCUUGUUAUUGCCCCUGUGGGAUCACCAGGAGAUGAAUUUUGUAAGCAGCGCCUUCCUCAACUAAAUUCCAAGGAUAAUAAAUUUUUGACCUGUACGGAAGAAGAUGGGGUGCUGGUUUACCACCAUGCCCAGGAUGUCAUUUUAGAAGUCAUUUACACUGACCCUGUGGAUCUUUCUCUGGGCACCGUGGCAGAAAUCACUGGUCAUCAGCUCAUGAGUUUGUCUACUGCAAAUGCAAAGAAAGAUCCCAGCUGCAAAACCUGUAAUAUCAGUGUUGGACGUUAAUGCCCACUUUUCUUAUUCUUAUUCUUAUUCAAUCCCUAUUCUUCCCUUAGGAACACUGAUUCUCUUUUGUUCAUUUUCAUCACCAGAUGUUUUCCACUGAAGCAUGCACAUGCCGCUAUCACCAAAAGCCAACUACCACUUUUCAAAUUUCAUUCAGAGCCAUUUUAGUGUUUCCUAUUCCCUACACUUCCCACUACUUUCAGUGAUGAAAUAUC